Molecule: messenger RNA, 1607 nt
Organism: Mycena citricolor
Lineage: Eukaryota; Fungi; Basidiomycota; Agaricomycetes; Agaricales; Mycenaceae
Source: the annotation of a GenBank genome assembly
GCUUGCUCUACCAAUCACACAACUUGAUGCACCAGCGCUUGUCAAGCCUCUAUCAUCCUACGGAGUCAGAAUCAUAGGCGUCAAUAUAUUCGUCAUCAAAGUGGUCGUAAAGUCGUGGCUCUGCGUGGUAGAACUAUCGACAAGGUCAAUUCUGAGCAGGAACCUGGAUCGCAGCGGCGGCAGUGCCCCAUCCAAGAAGUCCGUAAAGCCAUUCGACGGUGGUUGGAGGGAGGACAAGCUUGGGGUCAUCAUUUGCAGCGAUGUUGUGUGCCUCCUGUGCGAUUGUGUGUCAACCCAUCGAGUUCAGGCUACGGAAAGCAAUAUUGCUAACAUUCUGCUUAUCUUGCUCCUCCUUCUCGGCUUUCGCUUUCUCGGCUUCUGCAUCAGCAAAAGCUUGCUCGCGCUUCUUGGCGAUCGCCUUGAUUGCGGCCUUGCGAGUAACUUCGGCGUCCUUCUUUCUCGGCGGCCUGGCGCUCCUUCCAGGCAGUCUUCUCAGCUUCAAGACGAAUCUUGGCUGCUUUCUCGUCGGCCUUGGCGCGUGCGGUCUGAGCAUUGGCUUCCUCUUUGCGACGGAUGAUAGAAGCGGUCGUGGUCGCCUGAGAUCAGUGUCGAAUUAAUCCAGAACGUUUCGAGAGUUUGAAAACACACAUACCUUGGUGAGCUCUUCGCCUGCUUUCUUGAUGGCGUCGUCACGCUUCUGGGCUGCGAUCUUGGUCAGAUGCGCGAUCUCCUUCUCGUAGUCAGCCUUGGCUUUCGCGAUGGCGGCGUGCUCUUUCUUAGCGGCCAGUGCCUUGACUGCAUUGGCCUUCUCUUCGGCCUGCUUGGUGGCCUCUUCGGCAGCGGCAACGGCUGCAGCCUUGGAAAUGAUCUCGGCUUCAAUGGCAGCCGCAUCCUUGCUUUGUUCUUCGGACUCAGCCGAGUCAUCGGCAGCGGCUUCAGCUUCAGCGGCAGCAGCUAGAGCAGCAGACUGGGCUGAGAGAUGAUGUCAAUAAUCGCUAAACAUGCUGCUCAACCAGAAUCUACCUUCGUCAGCUCGCUGUUCGAGUAGGAGCUCGGCCUGCUCGGCUGCUUCGCGAGCAGCUGCAGCUUCUUGUGCGGCUGCAGCCUCUUUCUCCGCAGCAACAUCAGCGGACGAUGGAAUCGGAACAGGAGGCAUGGUAUAUAGGAAGGGUAUCGUGAACUACAGACAGGGAAGGGGAAGGGCGAAAGGCAGGCAGAUAGCCAAACGCGAGAAGACCUCAAAAGGAGCCCAAUUACUAGGGGUCCAAUAUACCAGAUCGGACCCAUGUGCGGCAAUCCACAAUUUGCAAGGAUUUGAUCGACGAGCACCCUUCAUUUAAUGCUCGUUUGACCUGGAUAAAUUUGACCGGUAAAUCCUCACAAUCCGCCAUUUUCAACACACCCGAAGGCAGAGCGAAGCCACCAGACGCUCGCCAGGCAAGUGUUUAAACUAUCAUCAAAAUUUCUGCUGCUUGAUCGACAUUGGGGGGUCGGCUAGGCAUUCUUCCAGACAAGUGUUUGAAAGUUAUCACUCUGGCUUGUCAUGUCAAAUCGAGAUAUUGAGCAACGCUGGGAAGAAGAUGACAUUAAUUGCAGAGAAACAAGCU